Messenger RNA from Cryptomeria japonica (Japanese cedar), 1038 nucleotides. RefSeq lists its product as uncharacterized. The record is from RefSeq and is a predicted model, not a curated record. NCBI's taxonomy places the organism in Eukaryota, Viridiplantae, Streptophyta, Pinopsida, Cupressales, Cupressaceae. The transcript has 2 exons. Bases 1 to 1038 code for a protein of 345 amino acids.
AUGGGAGGAUUCAAUUGGCAGAGUAUUAGAGAGAUUCGUCAUUUCAGCCAUCCUCAUAUCUUGGAGCUUACUAGCAUGGUAGGAGGGGGGCAAGUUAAGUCCUAUUGUAGAGGGUGUAAUAAACCCAUUGGUGAGGAAUUGGCGUACCAUUGUAAUCCCUGCAAUUUUCUUCUUCACAUAAACUGUUCACAAAUCCCUGAGGAAAUCAAUCAUCCCGCUGAUAGUGAUCAUUCCCUCGAUCUGCUGUCUCAGCCCUGGGAGUAUGGAAAAUUGCCUUCCGGAUGCAAUGCAUGUCGGCAACCCAUUACCCAAGGCUUUUCCUUCCACUGCACUAGUUGCCAAUUAGAUCUGCAUCCUUCAUGUGUAAAUCUGCCCAGGAAAAUUGAAAACCCAAAUCAUCCACAGCAUGAUUUUGAUCUCUGCUUCAUUCCUCCCUAUUCGAACAAAGCCUUUAAGUGCAAUGUCUGCAUGAAAGAAGACCAAAGUUCAUGGAAUUAUCACUUUUCUAUUUGCCACUACGAUGCGCAUGUAAAUUGUACCCAAAUCCCUUCCCUCAGAGAAACCCUGCUGAAUCAUACUUCUCAAGAUAUGACCCAGGCAUAUGUGGAUCGAAUGGGAAGCUAUAUGCCCACAAGCUCAGGCCCCCAUCAUUUGGAGAGAGGUUACAGUUUGCCUUCCAGAUUGUUUUCUUUUCCUCGCCCAUCUUCUCUGCACAGCUGGUCUUCUUUUCAGAUGCAGCAGCAGCAGUAUCAGCCAUUUCAAAAUCCAUACAACACAACGGGUAAUAUGUUUGUGAAGCCAGCCAUUACAGCCAUUAUGCAGACCGUUAUGGGAAGUAUAGUACAAAGUUUUAUGAAUCCAGGUUGUGGUGGAGGAGAUGGUGGGUGGGGUCUUUUUAAAGGAUUCAAUAGUUUUGGGAAUUCAGCUGAUAUUAUGGAAUCUAUGUUUAGCUAUGGAUUCUUCUUAGUUUCUGUGAUUGUUCCUUAUCAAGUUAUGGCCAGUUUACUUGUGGCGGACACAGUCUCCAGCAAAACGUGA